GUCUAUACCAGAACAAUCGUUUCGUGCCGGCCAAACUCUGGACCAAUUUCCCGUUACACUUCGCAACGCUGCCAUAAUUACCAGAGCUUUAGGAAUCAGAUCAGGAUUGGGCACAAGAGGCAGGUAGAAUGCGUGCCGUGUACCAGGGCGCGGUUGUCACGCUAGCUGCUACAUGUACCUCCAAUACUCAUGAAGGGAUCCUACAAGAGCGCGCCACGAUUCAACAAUGCCCCAGUGCUAGCUUGACUGGAGAGCUGACGAUGAAGCUGCUACUGCAAAGGUAUUCCUCCGCUCUGGACCCGAGCUAUGGGACGAGAAUUUUCAUCAAAGCAUUCAGAACACCAGGGGCUAGACUCUGCAAGAAACCCUUGCGACGCAAACCUUGUGGUUCGGUCAGCAACAGCUUGUUUUUUGAGUGUGCUAAGGGGAGCAUCUCAGAAGCUGGCCGUAACAUCCGUAUCGCAGAAAUAUAUCGCAGUAAGGAGUACAUACAAAAGCUCCGUGAACAACCCAUUCCGUUCUGGCGACGACGAUUCCUGACAUUGCUUCGAAGCUUCAAAUAUACCCCUUGCCAUACUUUUCCCCGCGCCUGCACCGUACGCUGCCCUUGAGGCGAAAGUGCCACGUACACUCGGGAACUUUUUCUCUUGGGAACUGAUCACCCUUCAAGACUCGUUCGAUCAUCCAUAGAUUUCCAUGGGCUUGUCUCAUUUUAACUUCUGGAUUCAGAUCAUCCAACACUACAUUUCCCGCCACCAUUUCUAAGUCAACAGACGCUCUUCCUGCAUUAUCCGGACUCGCUAGUGAGUUUUAUCGAGCUACGGGUGACACAUAUAUCGCUGGACUCUGGGAAUCGAAUAUCGUAGAAGGCCUAGCUGGAGCCGCAAGUCAGGACAUCGCGAGAGACCAAGCCUAUGGCACGGGCACUAGUGA
This is a messenger RNA of Xylaria bambusicola, 933 nucleotides long. RefSeq lists its product as uncharacterized. The record is from RefSeq and is a predicted model, not a curated record. The coding region runs from base 129 to 611 and encodes 160 amino acids. The transcript has 2 exons. NCBI's taxonomy places the organism in Eukaryota, Fungi, Ascomycota, Sordariomycetes, Xylariales, Xylariaceae.